CUCAUUUAUUUUCAGGCUUGGUAACCGAUUGUAAGUAACAGAUAAUCAAUGAAGUACACCAAAUAUAGAUCUCCCGUGUAUUUAGUGAGAGAAAUAUUCACCCCUACUGACUCAGUAGGAGCCUGUAUUGCACGUAACUUAAACAAUCUAAAAGAUAUGUAGUUAACUGUUAUACAACGUAGGAUGAAUUUGGAUUUCACUUCACCAGGAGAUUUGAUCUUUAAUUACACAAGUCCUCCAUAGUUGCACAUUUCAGAGGUUUUCUGUCUUGCGUUCUAUUCCCACUGCCCUCCAGUCUCAGUCAUUAAGAAACAGGGCAGGUAGUUCCCUGAGGCGCAAAAAUAGACUCCUACUAAAGCCUUUCUGACUGAUGACUAAUCUAUAUUUCGAUACUGCACUGUCCAAGUUCUUCCUGCGCCUUCCCCUUCAUCUGCUGGGUAUUAUCAAGGGUGAUUGCUCUUUGAAAAGCUUGGGGCGUGUGAAGUAGAUGACGCCGCUUCGUGUUUUGGAGUUGAAGCACUCGUACAGAUCAGAACUGGAAGUACGGACUGUUGCAGUUGCUGCAUCUGUGCUGGGCCCAGGUGUGCUUGGGUAUAGCGAUGUAUACAGUCAGCACAUGUUGGGUUUUCAAAUGCAAUUAGUCAUGUAUAUGUGUAGCAAUAGGAGUAUAUGUGUGGCAAUAGCAACAGCAGGACCAAUCCGCCCAGCAGCCUUUUAAAGUGGGCUGGAGUCAGAUAGAUAAGGGUGCUGUAUCAGCACACUUUUCACUGUUCCCAGGCUGUACUGUACCACUAGCAGAAUAUAGUGGAAAAACACUGUGCACCGUGACAGAGCUUGUACAGUGCAGCACUCUUAAAAGCUGAAGUGGCUUUUGCAAAAGAGAUAUUUUCUUAAUGUUGGUUUCUUUUGAGGAGGCAAAUGUUACACAUCAUCAGCUUUGGUCAGAAUUUACAGUAAAUGUUUUCCUGUCCAGUGUGAUACUUGAUUUGCCUUUUUUUCCUCUUUCUUCUCCCUCCAUUCCCUGUCACCAGUUUGCCAGUUAUAUUUCCAGGCGUUUGCUGAUGUUGCAGAGAUGCUGUGAGAAUAGAGUCAGGCUCACUUUGAUUGUGCUGCACAGGUCAAGUCUGCUGCAGUGUAUAAAUCAGAAAAUGGCUACUACUGAGAAACUUGCACUGGACCACACAUUGUCUUAUUCUUAUGCAAUCAAGUUGAUAGUUUAAAGUGUUUUCUUAAUGUAGAAAUGGCGAAAGAUUCGUGCUGCCUCUUGUUUCCCUUAAAUGAUUGUUUACUUUCACCCCUCCUCACCGAAAUAGACUGCUUUUAAAAAUAUUCCCCCUGAAUCUGCACUCCACACACUCAGUCAUAAGUCUAAGUACCCCUGGGAUUUUGCUGCAUGACAAAUGGCCCUUCACUCCUGGCUCUCAGCAGCUGCCAGGUAAAGUUCAGUGUUGAUGGAGUGCCAGAGUGGCACAAACAGGGCCACAGAUGAGCCGCCUGAUACCAACAGGACCACAGUUCACUAAACCACCAACACAGUCAAGGGUUACUAGUCUGGCACCAGUUGGGACCGACCUACUGCUAGCAUCAAGAGAGCAAGUUGUCCUUAACUUUUGGAUUAUGUCAUAGGAAAUAUCUGGACACAACAACAUCAAACUUAGCAAUGUUUCUUUUUUUUUUAUUCUUAAAGGCAUAUCAUAUUACAAGCUUCUUUUUAUUCAGAUGAAAUCUUUAAAUAUACAUAUUAAACCAAGAUAUCUAUGUAUAUUAUAUAAUUUUGUUAAUAGAGAAGAAAGAAUAGAAACAAAAAGAACAUGUAAUUGGAGAAUGCAGCACUGCAUUAACAGCUGCAGAUGAUGAUGCAAGGAAACAUAAUCAAUGCCAGCUUUAUUCUUGAUGUCUGAAAAAUACAAAUGAUUAAAAUAGUUGGAAAACAUCUUGUCAAAACCAAAAUUAAGGACUUAAAUGCAUAUCAAACCCAUAUUAAUAUGUUACAUCUUGUUUGUGUAGAAGCCAGAGUUUAGUUUUGUAUUAUAGAGAAAUAGCUCGACAAAGCUCUGAAGUAUUCCACUGUAUGGAUGUUUAAAAGCAGAGAUGUUUGAUGUGUGUAAGUUUGGUGACUUUGUUUUAAAAGCUUGGAAAAGGAGGCAGGAUGGAUUCUUUAAUUACUGUGCACGUGUUGUCAGUUAUUUGAGAAGCUUGUUGUAAACUGUGAAGAUCUGAGGGUUGAUUGCAACAUUUCUUUCUUUCUUUCCUUCUUUCCUAACUUUUCUAUUGUUUCAUGUAUGCUGCUUGUGUUGUCUUCUAACACAUUCCUCACAGAAGCUAUCAUUAUUAGUUUGAAUGAUUUUUGCUUCUGCGUUGUACUUGAUUCCAAAAUUCCACUUGUAGCAGUUUGAUAGCUGUGGUUGUCUACCUUACCUUGAUGCAGGUUUUUCUCUGUACAUACACUAUACACAUAUUGUACAUAUAGACUACACAUUCAACCACUUAGAUGGCCACUGUACAGCACAGUUUUGGCAGCUUUACCAGCUGAGCAGUCCUGCGUGGACUGACACAGAGGCGCUGUCCAUGGUGCUGCAGUUAUGCGUCUCUGACAGCUCCUGUAUGGAGGAGGGGUACAGCACUGUAUAGCUUACUGUAUAUACACAUUUCCUAUAUAACGAUAUUUCACUUCGUAGCGUCUCAGUCACACUGGUUGGGUCGAGGCAAGCUACUUUUAUAGCAUGUAUUAGAUUCUAAAUAUCUUUGAACAAGCCCAUUUGUAAAACACUCCCGGAGAUGACAAAAAAUGUGUUUCAAAUAAUGUUCAAAUUGGCAACAAAAUGUACAUUUUUGCAUAAUUUAGCACACGAAUUUAUUCUUGAAUCUGGAAAUUCACUACCGGCCACAUGCGGUUGGCUGCAUCUGUUAGUAAAUGCACAUCAAAAUAGCCACGUUUGCAUUAACUGUAUAUGAAAGGUAGAGGUUACCAGAUCGCCUGUAGCAGCUUAAUAAUACCUUAUUUUUUACCAUGUAUGGCGCAUGGUUGUUUAACCAACAGUUAUCCGACGGGAGCUCUGGCUUAAUAAAUAAUUAAAGUGGACGGAGGGGAGCUGCAGCUGAUUUGCUGAUGUCAGGGAGCCAGUGCAGCAUUUCAUGGUGCAGGGUGUAAACGCGCGCUGCCAUCUGCCUCGAUCGGUUGCUUCUCAGCGAACCUCACACAUGCGAGCCCGGCAAGAAAGAUGCUGCCAACUCUCAAGAUUUGGGCAUUGUUUUCUGUGUCGCUGUGCUGCCUGUGUCAACCGGCUCAUUUGAAGAAGGGUUCCCGAUGUCCUUCAACAUGCAGCUGCUCCAAGGAGUCUAUCAUUUGCGUCGGGUCCUCUUAUGUCCCAAGGAUUACCCCCAACGACAUCAAUUCUUUGAGCGUUGUCAAUGGGACUUUCUCUGAGGUCAAAGAGGCUAUGUUUGCUCACAUGCCAUCCCUCCAGCUACUGCUUUUGAAUUCCAACUCUCUAACAACAAUAAGGGAUGAUGCAUUCUCAGGCCUUCCACAUCUGGAGUACCUGUUCAUUGAGAGUAAUAAGAUAGAGACUACAUCCAAAUAUGCCUUCAGAGGACUCAGGGACUUGACUCACUUGUCUUUAGCAAACAACAACAUCAAAGCCUUGCCCAGGGACCUCUUCAUUGACCUGGACUCACUGAUAGAGCUGGACCUGCGAGGCAAUGCCUUUGAGUGUGACUGCCGUGCCAAGUGGCUGAUGACGUGGCUGAAGAACACCAAUGCCACAGUGUCGGAUGUCGUAUGUGCUGGGCCAGAGGACAUGAAGGACAAGCGCCUCAAUGAUAUGACCAGCCUGCACGAUGAGUGCAUCUCAACGGAUUUCGUCCUCCACCAGUCUGUGGCAUCAGAGUCACUGUCUGUUGACACAUUCAGUUAUAAGAAUGAUGUCUAUGUGGCUAUUGCUGCUCCCAGCAUAGAGAGCUGCAUGGUUUUCCAAUGGGACCACAUAGAAAUGAACUUCAGGACGUAUGAUAACAUUACAGGUCAGUCCAUUGUGGGGUGCAAGUCAGUUGUCAUCCAGGACCAGGUGUUUGUCAUUGUGGCUCAGCUCUUUGGUGGUUCUCACAUCUACAGAUUUGAUGAGGACCAAAGCAGGUUCAGCAAGUUCCAGGACAUUGAAGUGUCCAAGAUAUCCAAGCCCAAUGACAUUGAGGCGUUCCAGAUUGGCUCAGACUGGUUCUUUGUGAUUGCUGACAGCUCAAAAGCGGGACUGUCCACCCUCUACAAAUGGAACGAUAAGGGCUUUUAUUCAUACCAGUCGCUGCAUGAGUGGUACCGUGAUACAGAUGCAGAGUUCUUGGACUUGGAUGGGAAGGCCCACCUAAUCUUGGCAAGCCGCUCACAGGUGCCUGUGAUCUACCAGUGGAGCAGAAACAACCAGAAGUUUGUCCUGCAGGGCGAGAUUCCCAACAUGGAGGAUGUAGUAGCUGUGAAGCACUUCCGGAUCAAGGGGGAACUCUACCUGGCUAUGACACGAUAUAUUGGAGACUCCAAAGUUCUACGUUGGGGUGCCAAACAGUUUGCAGAGAUCCAAGCCUUGCCCUCACGAGGCUCCAUGAUUCUGCAGCCAUUCUUUUUCAAAGAACGUUACUACCUGGCCCUGGGGAGUGAUUACACCUUCUCACAGAUCUACCUGUGGGAUGAUGACAAGAAAGUCUUUGACCGCUUCAAGGAGGUGUACAUCCAGGCACCACGCUCCUUCACUGUGGUUUCUACUGACCGCAGGGACUUCAUCUUUGCCUCUAGCUUCAAGGGAAACACACAGAUCUAUGAGCACAUCAUCAUUGACUUGAGCUUGUGAGGGACUGUACCUUGUUGCCCCUCCCGCAAUCGAACGUCUUCCACUAAAAAGAUACAUGUGUGGGUCAGGAACUGAACAGAACAGACUUUUUGAACCGAUAAAUAUAAUUCCUAUAUCAUUCUGUCACAAACAAGAGCUGGGUCAAGUAGUGUUUGGAAUCCUUGAGUUUCUUAAGGUGUCUUGCAUAUUUCUCAAUGGCCUUGUCCUUUUACCCAUCCUCAUGGCCUCUCAGUUUCAGAAAUUAUAGCAUUUCAGAAAAACUGAGUGGGAGAGUCAUUAGGGUUGGCAGUUGUACAAAGCAGCUGAUAUCCUCCUGAAAAUCCAACUGACAUUCCUGAGGGUGGAAAAUUUUACAUAUAAUUUACAUACAACUCUUUGGAUGUAUAGAUUUCUGUUUAAUGGUUUUAUACCCCCACCCCUCACCCACCCACCAACUCCAAUUAAAAACAAAUUUUAAAAAAAGAAAAGAAAAGAAAAAACUGGACCUGAGAAAAAGAAAGAGAAAGAUCAUGUUACAAGUUUUUUUAAUCCUUAUUUGGGGCAACUGAGGAUAUAACUGGUUUGGUUGCCACUUACCUCAUAUCCUCAUACCCUGUGGUACAGGAUGUUGCCUUCUGGGUUCUGAUGGACCCACAGUGCCUCCCUCUGGCCGUGAUAAAGUAUCACACCCCUUUUCAUUUUCCAUACAGGGAAUGUCUUGAAAGCACAAACCUUUAAUUAACACAGGUGAGAUCACAGUUGUUAGAGUGUAGUUGUUUAGUGGAAAAUGUUACUGUAGGUGCUAUAGAUUAUACUGCAUACAGUAAAAAAAAAAAGAAGUGGUUUGUUGUUUUAGGAGGUGAACUAUUAAGAACUGGAUAUAGUUAACGCCGCCUUAGACGGAUAGAAAAUCCCCAGUUAGAUACCGUUUUAGUUCAGAGGUACUUUAAGUGGCAAAGUAGAUAGAAGCUUAUAGAAAGGAUGUGUUUAGGUGAUGUCAGGGAAUUAAACCUACUUAUAAGUUUGAAAAAUCACCACAGUUAUUGGACUACUGACAGAACUAUAAACUUUUGUUUUGGGCUAUCAUUUAAAAAAAGGCUCCUCACAGCUGAAGUCAGUGGCCUCAAAUAAAAAAAAAAAAUUGAUAGAGGACAUAACUUAGCCAAAACUGAAGGAAACAUAAUUUAUGUAAAUACAUCCACUCAAGUUGAGAGACUUUUUCAGUUUGUCUUUCUGUUCUCUGAAAAUACCGAAUGUUGACUUACAAGCUACAAAAUGUACAUAAAACAAGGACAGCAAUGCCACAACCUGUUUGUCACACAAAAAUCUGAACAGAUCUUUGCACUUACUUGAUAAAAUGUUACCGCAGCUUGCAAGAGCAUGACAUUCAAAGUUUUGCCAAACUCUUUUUAGAUGAACCUAACAAACUCAGAAGUGUAACAGUGCUUCUACUCAUUAAGUGAAUGGUAUUGCAAAUAAUUAAAAAAAAAAUAACAUAAAGGAAUAUGCAAGCUUUACAACAUACAGAUUCUUUUCUAUGAUUUAGUUUUAAGCAUAUUGAAUGUUAUUCUCAAAUUAUACUGUAAAUUUAAUCAGUUGUGUAUCAAAAUAAAUGUGUAAAAAUGA
Messenger RNA from Lates calcarifer (barramundi perch), 6446 nucleotides. It is a transcript of the gene lgi2a, whose product is annotated as leucine-rich repeat LGI family, member 2a. Bases 3222 to 4841 code for a protein of 539 amino acids. Gene Ontology annotation, molecular function: protein binding. NCBI's taxonomy places the organism in Eukaryota, Metazoa, Chordata, Actinopteri, Centropomidae. The record is from RefSeq and is a predicted model, not a curated record. The transcript is spliced from 8 exons. Gene Ontology annotation, biological process: inhibitory synapse assembly.